AUGAAGGGAGGCAGACAACGAACCUCUCAGGAAAAAAUACUAAUACUUCACCUGAUCUUGAUUCUAUGCUUUUCUCACUAUCCAGGCUAUAACGCCACAGUUUUAGCCUACGGGCAGACGGGCUCCGGGAAGACCUAUUCCAUGGGCGGGGCUUACACCACUGACCAAGAAAACGACCCCACAGUCGGAGCCAUUCCACGAGUCAUCAUGAUGCUUUUCCAAGAGCUGGAGCAGAAAGUGGAUUGGCAGUUUACCUUGAAAGUCUCCUAUUUGGAGAUUUACAAUGAAGACAUCUUAGAUCUGUUGGCAGCGGGCAAAGAAAGAGCUCAGAUAAGCAUUCGGGAAAACCCCAAGGGAGACAUUAAGAUUUGGGGUCUCACAGAGCACAUGGUGACAAGUGCACGUGAGACCGUCCUCUGCCUGGAACAAGGCAACAACUCCCGAACGGUUGCAGCAACCGCGAUGAAUACGCAGAGCUCCCGCUCCCAUGCCAUCUUCACCAUGUGCGUGGAGCAGAAAAGCAAGGCUGACAAGAACGUUAGCUUUCUUUCAAAAUUGCAUCUGGUUGACUUGGCUGGUUCGGAGAGGCAAAAGAAGACCAAAGCAGAAGGAAACCGUUUUCGAGAAGGAAUUAACAUCAACAAAGGGCUGCUUUGCCUGGGAAACGUCAUCAGCGCCCUGGGAGACGAAUCCAAGAAGGGCAGCUUUGUCCCUUAUCGUGACUCGAAGUUAACCAGACUUCUUCAAGACUCCUUGGGGGGCAACAGCCACACGCUGAUGAUUGCCUGCGUGAGCCCAGCAGACUCCAACCUUGAAGAGACAUUGAACACCCUCCGCUAUGCCGAUCGGGCCCGAAAAAUAAAGAACAAGCCAAUUGUGAAUAUUGACCCUCAGGCGGCCGAAAUCACCCACUUAAAGCAACAGGUCCAAGAAUUGCAAGUGUUACUGCUUCAAGCGCAUGGGGGAACUCUGCCGGUGUCUCUUCGUGCUGAACCUGAAGAAAACCUCCAAGCCCUGAUGGAGAGAAACCACUCGCUCUUGGAAGAGAAUGAAAAACUCAGCCGUAGCUUGAAUGACGUGCUCGGUCAGAUUACUCCGAUAUUGGAGAGGGGAAUCAUGGAGGAAGAGCAGAACAAGAGGAUCAACCUGAAGCUAGAAGAGCUCCGAGGACACACAGUGUUACACCUGGACCUGCAAAAGCUGCUGACAUCCGUGGAGGACAAAGAACUGAAAGAACAGCUAGAACUAGUAGUGCAGCUGCAACAAAUUAUCACUCAGCUGCUGAAAGAAAUUCCUCCUCCUGUAGCUCACAUGGAUGUAAAGGAACAGCAUGCUGAUUCUGAGUCCUCGGUAGACAUGGAGGCCCCCCAGUCUUCGGGCGACUAUGCCGCUCAGCAUGCUCUCCAGCAAGCUCAGAUGUCCAAGGAGCUGCUAGAACUCAACCAAGCCCUCACUCUGAAGGAGGCCCUGGCUCAGAAGCUCGCCCAGAGCGACCGCCAGCUGGAACCCAUCCAAUGCCAGUCACAGAAUAAUAUCCAGAUCCUGGAAGCGGCGGUAGCCAAACUGCAAAAGGAGAAGGAAGAGUUGCUCCUCGUCCUUCAGGUGACCAAGAAAGACAGUCAAGCCAAGCUGAGCGAGCGUCGCCGGAAACGCCUGCAGGAGCUGGAAGGGGAGAUGAGCGAGCUAAAGAAGAAGCUGAAGGAACAAUCCAAGCUUCUGAACAUGAAAAAAUCCAGCGAGCAGACCGUCUCCAAACUCCACCAAGAGAUCCAGGCCAUGAAAAGUCAACGGGUUCUGCUGAUUCGGGAGAUGAAAGAAGAUGCUGAGAAAUUCCGACAGUGGAAACAAAAAACGGAUAAGGAAGUUGUCCAGCUGAAGGCCAAGGAUCGCAAGCGGCAGUGUGAACUGGUCAGGCUGGAGCAGGACUUCCAGAAGCAAGCCAUGAUCCUCCGGCGGAAAACAGAAGAAGCUGCGGCAGCUAACAAGCGCUUGAAGGAAGCUCUACAUAAGCAACAGCAGGUAGUGAGGAAACGAAAGGACGCUCACAAGCAGGGAUUCGAAGCCGCCACCUCUCGGGUGAAGAACUGGCUGGUGAAUGAAGUCGAAGUCCUCGUGAGCAUAGAAGAAGCUCAGCAUCACCUGAACCACCUUUUGGGUGACCGGAAAACCUUGGCCAAGGAAAUUGCUCUGCUGAAAAAGAAGCAGGAGGCUGGGGAAGUCCUCCCAUCCAAAUACAGGAGACGCACAUUUUCCUACCGAACCUUGGAAAUUAACCAUUCCAUCACCAAGCAAAUCGAGAGUUUGGAGACUGAAAUGGAACUCAGGAGCGCCCAAAUUGCAGAUCUGCAGCAGAAGCUGCUGGAUGCCGAGACCGGCGACCUGACCAAACACCGCUGGGAAAAUAUAGCCACCAUUUCAGAAACCAAGUGUGCCAUCAAGUAUCUGAUUGGAGAACUAGUUGCCUCUAACGUGGAAAUUGGGAAACUUGAAAGCCACCUUCAGCAGAGCAAAGCCAACUGCGUCGACAUCCAUAAGAUGCUUCAGGAAGAGCGGAAGGAGGCUGCAGACACAGAGGCUGAACAGGAGAGGAGGCUGGUCCAGGUUGAGCAGGAAUAUCAAGAGAAGAUUCUCUACCUGCUCAGCCAAGUCCAGCAACAGGAGAAAGGCGACAAAACCACCUCGACUUCCGAAAGGGAGCAGCGGCUUCUGGAUCGCCUACAAUUCCAGGAUGAAGAGCUUGGAAAGAUGAAAGAGGCACUGGAAAAAAAUCAUGAAGUCUGCCAAGAGCUAGAAGCCCUGAAGCAGAAAUUAAAGAUUCUCCAGGUUGCUACAGGAGAGAAGCCCUACGAAGGUUCCAGAUCUGGAGAUGUUUUCGAAUCUCCUUGUGAAUACAUCCCUCCCAAGCCUCACUGGAUGACCACUGCAAAGCCAAAAUCCGAAAUAUGCACCGAGGAAUUCUCAGAUUCAUACAGCUCAGUAGAAGAAGAAAAAGAGGAAAAGGAGUGGUUGCCGACCAAAGUCCCCCGAAUCGUGAGGAACACUUUAGGAAAGAUAUUUAGUGAUGAGCCAAUGGAGAAUGUUCGAAACUUGACAUUCAAACUGGAAGAUCCUACCCAGGUGGCCUGUGGGGACACUUUCUUUGAGCCCCCUGCAAUCACGUCCACCAGAAAGGUCUUGGAAGAACCGAUGGAGCUGGAAACCCAGGGCAGCAUCCUGGCUUCAUUGUCACCCCCGGGACCCUCAGGGAAAGCCAUGAAGCCCACAAAAAAACGUCAGAAGCGAAUUCUGACCACCAGCCGUUUCUUCUCUGGCUGCACCCCAAUCGAGGAGGUCUUGAUGGACAAGAAAUGAAGCCCACUUUUCUUCCAUCACAUACACAGACACACACACACACAGA
Molecule: messenger RNA, 3397 nt
Organism: Notechis scutatus (mainland tiger snake)
Lineage: Eukaryota; Metazoa; Chordata; Lepidosauria; Squamata; Elapidae
Source: RefSeq, a predicted model, not a curated record